AUGGAGGAAAGGCUAUGGGGAUUGGAUACGGAAGAGCGAAAUCUUGCAUUGGGAUGGCAAGGGAUGCUGCCAUCCACCAGUUGUGAAAUAGGGGCGUUAAUGAAUACACCUGGUCACUCAAGUUCCGAGACAGAAAUGUUGAUUCUCGUCCUCGAUGUUAGCAAGACUGUAAGGCAGUUUGGUAUGAGAGAAUCGCGGCGCAAGGUAAUAAGAGGACAAGAAAUUUUCGGCCACACCGGAUGUCCAUAA
This is a messenger RNA of Blastomyces gilchristii SLH14081, 249 nucleotides long. RefSeq lists its product as uncharacterized. The record is from RefSeq and is a predicted model, not a curated record. The transcript has a single exon. The coding region runs from base 1 to 249 and encodes 82 amino acids. Lineage: Eukaryota; Fungi; Ascomycota; Eurotiomycetes; Onygenales; Ajellomycetaceae.